UGGAAUUUUACGGAAUAAGAAUUGCAAUGGCGGCGUGAUUUGGGAAGUAGGGACCGUAGGUAUUUCGUAGGUAAUUAUUCCGAUUUCGCGCAAAUGAAGGAAUAUUACCUACUUUUGAACUGUUGAAAGACCGUGUAUCCUGCAACAUGACGGAAUAUAAAUUAGUUGUCGUAGGCGCUGGAGGUGUUGGGAAAAGUGCCUUGACCAUUCAACUAAUUCAGAAUCACUUUGUUGACGAAUAUGAUCCAACAAUAGAAGAUUCGUAUCGUAAGCAAGUUGUCAUCGAUGGUGAGACUUGUCUGCUUGAUAUUCUUGAUACAGCGGGACAAGAAGAAUACAGUGCAAUGAGGGACCAGUACAUGAGAACUGGUGAAGGAUUUCUUCUGGUGUUUGCUGUUAACAGUGCAAAGUCAUUUGAGGAUAUUGGAGGUUAUCGUGAACAAAUAAAGAGGGUGAAGGAUGCAGAAGAAGUGCCUAUGGUUUUGGUAGGCAACAAAUGUGAUCUUCCAUCUUGGGCAGUGGACAUGAACCAAGCCCGUGAAAUUGCCAAACAGUAUGCAGUUCCAUUCAUUGAGACAUCAGCGAAAACAAGAAUGGGGGUCGAUGAUGCAUUUUAUACCUUGGUUCGUGAAAUAAGGAAAGACAAGGAACAACGUGGGAAAGAGAAUCGCAGGAAGAAAAAGAAGGUUAUUAAUGUAAGGAAAAAGUGCUGUCUUUUAUGACCAACGAUGUUGUCCACAGCAGGGGAAGUGAGCAGUAACUGGAUUUUUUAAUAACAGGAUUACUGCAUGAUUGAGGCAUUAGUAUAUUAAUCAUUCGUGUGUAAGUAUGCCUUUCAGAAUUAUCAUGCAUUAGAGUUGCCAGUGGUUAACUUUAAAGUUUUAUGUAAUCCUUAUAGUUAAUGGUUAAUUUUAAAGUUGUGUGUAACCCUUAGUCUUUUGGACAGCCUUUCAGCAAGUAUGAAAGCUAAAGGCUGAAGAGAUUUAUGUGCCUCAACAGAGGUUUGUUGAUUUAUUUUGUUAUUUCUCCUAUGACAGUGAUAUAUGGUACUAAUUGCCAAAGUUUCAAUUUAAAAGAUGUGCCCAAUUAAAAUUUGCAUGUUGUGAGAGAUUACAGGUGCUAGUACCAUCUUGUAGCAUCAGGUGCAGCUUAUGACAUUUUAAAUACCUUCUGUGUUAAGUAACAGUUAUAGCUAGAAUUUCUUUUAAUAUGUUUGCCUGAAACUUCAUGCGGUUUUAGACUUCCUUGAAAUAUACAAUACAUUGGCAUGUGUGCAGCUUUUGAUAAAUUUGCCAAUGUGGAUAUUGGCAGAAAAUGCACUGGUUAUAACUAGUGAUGUGAUGACAAGAUAAAAUAAAGAUUACAAGACUAUGAAAAGUGUUACAUUAACCAGCAAACAGAUUGUACAUUUGAUUUACACAGCACAUGAAUACAAAAAUCACUGAAAUACUGGAUAUUAAAUGUAUAUGCCAAAAUAAUCAGAUGUACAUUUUGUGAAAAGUGAGUGUCAAAUAUGCCACAACUGCUGUGUUGAAAAUCGCUUUUAAACAAUGUACUACGCAAUUUGGUGCUGCAGUCGCACGCUUCAUACACCACAGUUGUAGGUAGGAAGGGUGCUACAUUUGUCUUGCCUUUUUUGAUAAAAGAAGAAUGUAACCCAUGUCUUUGGGAACAUGGACUUUUAAGUCAUCACAGAAUGGGUUAAAUUAGCCCCUGUACUUACCACACGAUAAUUUCUGUGAAGAAAGUGAGUUAUGUAACUUCACAGCCAUCAGUUUUUUCAUGGUCGCCCCUGGCAUUUGUGGAAAGGGAAGGAAACAAAGACAGGAUCUCUGAAAGGAGAAGUAGAUUUGUUCAGGAGCAUUAACCAUUAUGUACCAUAAGAUUUAGUUUAUAAAAUCACCCAAGAUUUUAGUAAAGUUGUCCUGUGUUUAAUUAAGUACCGUGCUUUGAAGACGUAUGGGGAAGGGAGGUAUAGCCCACUGUUCUUGACCUUGGCAUUAUAUGGACAUGAGUAGUCAGCUUUGCACUCAGGCUGCUUUACUCCUGUGGAAAUUGCCCCCAGGACCCAUUGGAUAGGAGCUGGGAUAGCAUAGUUGGUAUAACGACUGGCUACAGGCUGGACAACCGAGGGGUCAGAGU
Cryptotermes secundus is the source of this 2142-nucleotide messenger RNA. RefSeq names its product GTPase HRas (gene Ras85D). The transcript has a single exon. Gene Ontology annotation, cellular component: plasma membrane. Gene Ontology annotation, biological process: Ras protein signal transduction; epidermal growth factor receptor signaling pathway. The record is from RefSeq and is a predicted model, not a curated record. The coding region runs from base 147 to 722 and encodes 191 amino acids. Gene Ontology annotation, molecular function: GTPase activity; GTP binding; GDP binding. NCBI's taxonomy places the organism in Eukaryota, Metazoa, Arthropoda, Insecta, Blattodea, Kalotermitidae.